Molecule: messenger RNA, 1536 nt
Organism: Penicillium macrosclerotiorum
Lineage: Eukaryota; Fungi; Ascomycota; Eurotiomycetes; Eurotiales; Aspergillaceae
Product: ankyrin repeat domain-containing protein
Exons: 1
Coding region: 1-1536 (511 amino acids)
Molecular function (GO): protein binding
Source: RefSeq, a predicted model, not a curated record
AUGCGACUUCAUCCAAAUAGCCUCAAGAAACAUCUCUGGACUCCACUCUUUUGGUCGGCAAUUCGGGGAGAUGAAGAUGUAGCAAGGCUGCUCCUGGAUAUUGAAGGAAUUGACGUAAACGUGACUUGUGAUGGGCGAGCUCCCCUAUCCAUUGCUGCCGAGCAGGGCUUUGUUGGAGUUGUCCAGCUACUUCUAGAGGCAGGUGCAGAUCCAAAUACCAAGGAUUAUUCUGGGCGGACGCCGCUGCAUUGGGCCGGAUCGCCCCAGCUCACUGGCGAAUCUCGUGAUAUAUUUCAGCGUAACUCGUUUAUGGCACAUGCACUUCACUCUGAAGCCAAUGUGUAUUGCCCAUUGAAGGUUUAUUUUGAGAGUGAUAUCAUUGGUUUGGAUGCUUGGGCCGAGGGAGAAAGAUUAUCAAGGAACAACACGGAGUCUCGAGGUCUGGGUGGAAUUUGGGAGCCUUCCAUCCUUCGGAGUGUGAAUGCUUCUCUGUGGGCCUCUGGAGAGAACUACGAAGCAAUAUUGCAACUCCUUCUGCAGUAUGAUUUUGAUUUUGGCGCUGUGGACUCAAAGGGUCGAUCAGUUUUAAGCUGGGCAGUGACAUGUGGAUACGAGACUCUGGUGGCGCUUCUUCUCGACAACGGUGCACCUCUUCAGAAUUUGAAAUUCCCAUCACAGGCCCCUCUAACAUGUGCGGCUAAAAAUGGAAAUAUGCGUUUGGUUGAGCUCUUCUUGAAUCGUGGUGCUAUUCUGGAAACACAUCAGGCUUCCGAAUUCGUUGAAUCGGCAUUGUCUGGAGCCGCGGAGAAAGGACAUCGCGAUAUUGUACAGCUCCUUCUUCUGCACACUUCUGAGCGAGAACCAUUAUGGAAGGAUGAUGGAUGGGCUCCGCUCAUGCGAGCAGCAAGAGCGGGCCAAAUAGAUAUUGUUGAACUAUUGCUGUCCGUACAUGCAGAAAGAUGGCCAGGUCAAUCUCUUGGCUCCAAGGUUCUGUUUGAGGCCGCUAAGCAGGGACAAACAGAGGCAAUUCGACUACUUGUUGAAGAAGGAGCAAAAGUCAAUUCCCAUUCCAGAUUUCAUGAUUUAAUGACUCCGCUCCACCUGGCAGCAAUGAAUAUGCAUGUCGAUACAGUCAAAUACAUCCUUGAGACAGGUCAAGUUGAUGUGAACGCCCUUGACAGAUACGGGUGGACAGCCUUAGACUGGGCGAGGAACGGCCAAAUUCAAGCCGCAAAAUACAUUAAGGAUACAAGAAUCCAGGAGAUUUUGGUUCGCCACGGUGCAAUCCUAUCAUCUUUAUCGAAAUCAGAAAUUCACAACCCGCCUCAUCAUUUUCGCAAAACAUUUUCGGAGUGUACUUGGUCAGGACAUCUUGUUGUUCCGUUCUCAUUCAGGUGCGACUGGGAGUCUAUUACCCAAGGUAAGAAGAUGCGAGAUUUAGCGCAUGAAAUAGACACGGACUCAAUGGGGUAUACAGCGGAUUUCAAAGAGCAGUUCAAGGGCUGGUCCUAUCAGAGACCACCAACAGGUCUGUAA